UGGGUUUGUCCUCGGUCUGCUGCUGCGGCGGCGGCUCUGUGUUGUGUUGUACUGGGCUGGGGCAGCAGCGCUGACAUGGUGAGCAGACCGGUGCGGGAAACACACCACCACACCUCUCGCCGGUCUGCUUUCGACUCUUAAGAACCAAUACUUUGAUCAACAGGCUCCUUUUCUAGCAGCUGCAAACAGCAAGUUGCCCAUCAAAAUGGUCUGGGUGCUUCAAUACACCUUCUCACUUUUACUAACUGUGCAUGUCAUAUAUUCAACUCUGAUUCAUGUGAAGGCCGAGGAGGAGACCAGAGAAUGCAGAGAACAGGAGUACAAGGACCGGUUUGGGAACUGCAAACCCUGCAAGCAGUGUGAUGCAGGACAGGAGCUUUCAAAGGAAUGUGGCUUUGGUUAUGGAGAGGAUGCCCGGUGCGUGCCCUGCCGGAGCAGUCGCUUCAAAGAGGACCGGAGCCUGCAGAAGUGCAAGCCCUGCUUGGACUGUGGACUCAUCAACCGCUUCCAGAAGGGCAACUGCUCUACCACCAGCAACGCUGUGUGUGGUGACUGUCUGCCGGGAUAUUACAGGAAAACAAAACUAAGUGGUUUCCAAGACAUGGAGUGUAUACCCUGUGGGGACCCUCCGCCUCCUUAUGAGCCUCACUGCAGUGGGCGAGUGAACCUGGUGCCGCUGCCCUCAGUGGUGACCAGCCCACGGGACAUGGCCCUGGCCGCGGUCAUCUGCAGCGCUCUGGCCACUGUGCUGCUGGCCCUGCUGGUCCUGUGUGUCAUCUACUGCAAGAGACAGCUGCUGGAGAAGAAGCCCAGUGCAGCCUCUCUGAGGUCACAGGACUGUCCGUACAGUGGGGCAGAGCUUUCCUGCCUGGACCCCCGCUGGCUACAUGACUUUCCCCAGAGACCCUGCUGCCAGUGUCACCUGGGUCCCGGACACACCUGCGGUCCAGUCCACCUGAUCCCAUCUCUGUGCUGUGAUGAGAGCAGCAGUCUGGGCCGCAGCCAGGACAACAGUCCCUUCCAGUCCCAGACGAGCCUCAGUGACGGAAAUACACACCUGGAUGAGGAGGGCGCUCCGAUGCAGCUGGAAGGACAUCCAGAGUCUGUCUCUGCAGAGGCUGGUGGGAUGAUGGGGAGCUCAGAGCUUGCAGAAAGAAUGAAGGUGGAAGAGGAAGAGGAUUGUGAGGGUGACGAGGAAGAAGAAGGAUGCAGAUCAAGGGAGAAUUCACCUGAGAGGACGUCACAGAGCUACAGUGAAGCUGCAACAGAUGCACUUCUUCCCAAACAGCAACCACCAACUUAGGAAGGAUGACAUGGACUACUUUGGCUCAUGUUCCACCCUUGAACCACCCUGGACUCAACAACAGCCGCAGCCAGAUCCCGUUUCAGAUUACUCACCAGCUCUCACCC
Seriola dumerili (greater amberjack) is the source of this 1410-nucleotide messenger RNA. It is a transcript of the gene tnfrsf19, whose product is annotated as tumor necrosis factor receptor superfamily member 19-like. Gene Ontology annotation, cellular component: plasma membrane. Bases 206 to 1303 code for a protein of 365 amino acids. Lineage: Eukaryota; Metazoa; Chordata; Actinopteri; Carangiformes; Carangidae. Gene Ontology annotation, molecular function: signaling receptor activity; protein binding. The transcript has 10 exons. The record is from RefSeq and is a predicted model, not a curated record. Gene Ontology annotation, biological process: positive regulation of JNK cascade; positive regulation of canonical NF-kappaB signal transduction.